AAUAUGCUUCGUGGAAGGAUUCCAGCAGCAUUUGGUUACUGGACCAAUCUUUCAACGAUUGAUCUUUCAGAAAAUAUGUUUUAUGGCUCCAUACCUGCAGAACUUGGAAAGCUUCAAAAUCUUGUAAGACUCAGCAUUUCUUCAAACAGACUGACUGGACAAAUUCCCUUUCAUUUGAGUAACUCCGCAAAACUGGCAGAGUUGGAUCUCAGCAACAACAAUCUUUCAGGAAGAAUUCCUAAAGAAAUUGCAUCAUCUUCAGUAUUGACAAAUCUUCUACUCCAGGACAACAAACUUUCUGGUGCUCUUCCAGACACUUUCUCCUCCUCACAAAAGCUUGUAAAGCUGCAGCUGGAGAAUAACUUGCUCGAAGGCCCAAUUCCAUGCAGUCUGAGUAAGCUUAUGCAACCUGGUUUUUCAGUAAAUCUGAGCAUGAAUAAGUUUACGGGUGAAAUUCCUAGGUGCCUAGGCAAUCUAGAUAAAUUAGAGAUCCUUGACAUAUCAAGCAACAACUUGUCUGGUGCGAUACCAUCAGAAAUGGACAACAUGAGGUCUCUUUCAUUUCUCAACAUAUCAUUUAAUAACUUGUCGGGGAAGAUACCCAAUACAUGGGAAAAACUAUUAAGUUCACAUCCAGGAUCUGCCCUGGGAAAUCCAGGACUCUGCUUAUCAGGCACUGAAGGUAGCAACUGCAAGCAUGUGACAGAAUCACAUGUAAAAUGGAAGACUUUAGCUGGUAUAAUUAGUGGAUCUGUGCUUUCCAUGGCAAUCAUAGUUGCUGCAAUUUACUUAGUAGUGACUCGGUCCCUGCUGAAUAAGCAUCGGCUCAUCAAGUGUCAAUCAGGAAUUGAAGACCUACCUGAUGGUAUAAAUUUUGAGGACAUUGUACAUGCAACAGAAGGAUGGAGCGAAAAAUAUGUUAUUGGAAGAGGCAAGCAUGGAACUGUUUAUAAGAUGGAAACUGAGAAAUCCAAAAAGCUUUGGGCUGUCAAGAAGGUUGACUUAGCUCAGGGAGCAUUCAACGAUGAAAUGAGAAGCCUAAAUUCUGUCAGACACCGGAAUUUGGUAAGAUUGGGAGGAUACUGCAUAAAACAUGGAUAUGGCUUCAUUCUAACAGAAUUUAUCCCUGGAGGGACUCUUCAUGAUGUCCUUCACCAGAGAAAACCACCUGUUAUCCUGGACUGGGAGUCCCGCCAUAGCAUUGCUCUUGGUAUUGCUCAAGGUCUGUCAUAUCUUCACCAUGAUUCUGUCCCUCAAAUCAUUCACAGAGAUCUCAAAUCAGAUAAUGUAAUGUUGGAUUCUGAGAUGGUGCCAAAGAUUGGAGACUUCGGGAUUGCUAAAAUAGUAUCAGAUGAUGAAAACUCGACAAACUCCAAAAUUGUUGGGACCCUAGGAUACAUUGCUCCAGAGAACGCAUACUCAGUUCAAUUGACAGAGAAAAGUGAUGUCUAUAGCUACGGAGUUCUUCUAUUGGAGCUCUUCUGCAGAAAAAUGCCAGUAGACCCCAGCUUUGAAGAAGGAUUAGACAUUGUUUUCUGGGUGAGAAAGAACUUGCAGAGAAGCAACAAUUUCCAUUGUUUUCUUGAUGAAGAAAUUAGUCUCUGGGAUGUAGAAGAACAAUGGAAGGCCCUGAAAAUAGUGGAUUUGGCGCUUCAAUGUGCUCAACUCGAGGCAAGCACCAGGCCUGCAAUGAGCGAUGUAGUAAGGUCUCUUGACGAGUUAAAUAAUAGAUGUAAAGGGAAGAAAUGAAACUUUUAGUGGUGAAACCCAUGAUCAACUUUCCCAAAUACCAACAUCUCUUUUUUUUUUUGGCUUACAUAUAAAAUUGGACUAAGAAAAUGCAUGAUGUUUCAGUUUAACUUUGUGACAUCCAAUGCAACAACAUAGACAAAGAAAAUGCAUGAUGUUUCAAAUCAAUUUUUGGUAAAA
This is a messenger RNA of Lycium barbarum (goji berry), 1929 nucleotides long. RefSeq names its product LRR receptor-like serine/threonine-protein kinase GSO1. The record is from RefSeq and is a predicted model, not a curated record. Gene Ontology annotation, biological process: protein phosphorylation. The transcript is spliced from 2 exons. The coding region runs from base 4 to 1749 and encodes 581 amino acids. Gene Ontology annotation, molecular function: ATP binding; protein kinase activity; receptor serine/threonine kinase binding. NCBI's taxonomy places the organism in Eukaryota, Viridiplantae, Streptophyta, Magnoliopsida, Solanales, Solanaceae.